Messenger RNA from Aspergillus saccharolyticus JOP 1030-1, 1029 nucleotides. RefSeq lists its product as uncharacterized. The record is from RefSeq and is a predicted model, not a curated record. Lineage: Eukaryota; Fungi; Ascomycota; Eurotiomycetes; Eurotiales; Aspergillaceae. The transcript is spliced from 3 exons. The coding region runs from base 313 to 996 and encodes 227 amino acids.
UUCUUUACUUGCAUCGGUUGCUUUUUUUUUACCCCCUGCUGCCAUGCGCCUCGGAUUCAUCCAUCAGCUGCACUGCCAUCGCUCGCUCCCUCGCUAUCUGCAUCGUAAAUCGCAUAUACCGCGGGGUGCUGUUGUUGUUCAUGUUGUUGCUUCAAGCUCUUUGACCGCCGUUUGGAAGAAAUAUACUGCCUCCUCGCAGAUUGCUCCUCGCUUUCGUGAUCCGUUCAAGGUACUCCCAUGUUCACACCGAUGACAGCUUCUGUCGGUGCUGCCUGGACUCCUGCGAAUUCUGUAGGCUGGGCAUCACCUGCAAUGCCUACUCCUCAAAUUCCCGCACUGCUUGUAGCAUCGCAGGAGCAACAAAUACCGCUACAGCCCGUCAGUCCGCUCUGGAAAUUCUCCGCGGCAUUUUCGUCGCAAGUACUGCUUGUAGGGUUCCUGGUACUCCCUCUGGCAUUUGGGGAUGACGAGGCUGAGUCCCUAGCGGACAAGACAACCGCGACGAUCGCAGCUUUCGUUCUCAUCGCUCUUGCAUACUCUUUGUCACUCGCAGUCGUCUGCUUCCAGUUUCAUGACCGCAAAUUCCUGCUAAAUUCUCUGUUUCUACCUUGCCUGUGUUCAAACCUCCUCGCUCUUUUGAACGUCGUGCUCAACAUCAGCUGUCGAAAGCUACUGCCAAUAGGCACCUUAGAGUCUGUCAGCUUGGGUCUCCCUAGCGCUUUUGCUUUCCUUUCAGGCUUUGGAGCUUUCUGUGCCUACGCGUGGAACGUUCCCGGUGUCUUUGGAGCGGACGACCACGAUCGUCCACACUUGACUGAUGAAGAGAUGCAGCGACAGCAAUUACAGAGGCUCUUAGAACCCGAUUCCUCCAAAAAGAGCCGGAAGUCCAGGUUGUAUCAGAAAACCUUUCAAGUCAAGGCCCCUGAUCUAGUCAACCCCGCAAAGGGCUGGGAUACUUUUAUACCUCCUCCCAGAGAGGAGAACUUUUUCAGAUGAGAUAUCGUUUAAUGUCUUGAAGGUGUAACUUGG